AAACGUGCCGUGCAGGGAGCGUCGAACGUCGUGAGCGCCGCAGGCCGUGUGUUGCGGCGCUGGUGGUUUUAUCUUGGUGCUGUGCUGCGUGUGACUGGGACGCGUGCCGUUUUGGCCGGGUUCUCCCCUGCAUCACGUGGCUACACCUUACCGAUAGCGCGAGCUGGAAGAGAACGCAGCCGCCGGCCGAUUAUUUCGUCGCACCGCAACGUUUUCCGUGUGCCAGGCCUAACAGAACUCGCGCUGGGGCAGUUUCGCUGGGCAUCGACUUUUCGCUCUGCCACGCGCACUCGAUCGCACGAAGCACUGCGUCUCUGCAGAGGUGAGCUUUGACUCUGCUUUCAAGGACUUCGAGUUAACAUUUGGGCGCGAUCAAGUAGUGCGAAAGACCAGGUCAGAGAUAUAGGGCCCACGUUGUAGGCGUCGAGCUGCAACGUGCUUCUGACCUUCGUAGUGGCGUGGUAGAUUGUUUGCAAUUUUAUGAUACGCUAGCGCUAGUCUUGUAUUGUACAUGGCUUAGCUAAUUAUCCGCGUUCAUUACAAAACAUGGACCUCCACAUGGACUUAGCUGGUACUGAAACCUGAUUGGACGACUGCAGCUUUCGAGCGAGAUACCAUGACCUGUGUUCGUUAAGUGGCCAACUUGGCAGACAGAAUAUUCAACCGAAUGUAUGCCCUGACUUUCGAACACUUUGCUCAACAGCUUCGCUCGAGACGAUUGACUUGACUAGUCGACCGGAUGCCUGUAAUGUUCUCGUUAAAUGCUUCCAGCUGAAGAAAGCGCCUGAUCUGCGUGCAUUGUACAGGCUGUAGACACGAGCGGUGUAGGUUCAUUGCGCGAAGAUCGAGCAACGCUGGAGUAGAAGGAGAGAGAAAGCGUUUCGGCCAUGGACUACGGAUACUUGAACCAGGCUGCUGCGGCCAGCGCCGCGUUCGAGCCAUGCAUGGAAUCGGCCGCGUGCCAGCUCUCCUGUUCGUACGCGGAGCUUGGUCCUCCGACGGCCGCCUACCACCGCUACUCGGCGCCCGUGCCAAGGUCCUUCUCGGCACCGCCGUCCGCGUCAGCCCCGACCUGCGGCGCGGCGGGACUCAUCGCGCGAGGCGUGAGACCCGAGCCUCCGCCGCCACCUCCGCCGCCCCCACCACCUCAGCAACCGCAACACCACCCGACGCCGGUCUUCCCGGCCAUACAGAAAGCUGACGCAUGGGCGCGGGCUGAGCGGUUGCCGGAGUGGAGUCCCGAGCGUGAACGGAGUGCGGCGGCUGCGGCGGCGAGACAAGUAUCCUGGUUCGGACAAAGUGAGUCUCCUUCUACGGAAAGAAAUCUGGAGGCGUCCCUCGUCCUUGACUUAGGUGUCUGUUAG
Rhipicephalus sanguineus (brown dog tick) is the source of this 1364-nucleotide messenger RNA. Its product is annotated as acrosin. Bases 888 to 1364 code for a protein of 158 amino acids. Lineage: Eukaryota; Metazoa; Arthropoda; Arachnida; Ixodida; Ixodidae. The transcript has 2 exons. The record is from RefSeq and is a predicted model, not a curated record.